This is a messenger RNA of Venustampulla echinocandica, 1188 nucleotides long. RefSeq lists its product as uncharacterized. The coding region runs from base 1 to 1188 and encodes 395 amino acids. Lineage: Eukaryota; Fungi; Ascomycota; Leotiomycetes; Helotiales; Pleuroascaceae. The transcript is spliced from 2 exons. The record is from RefSeq and is a predicted model, not a curated record.
AUGGAUAAUAUUGAUGUCUCCAAUCCAGCCAAACAAUCAAACCCUUCCCUUGCCUCUACUCCUUCAUUCUCACAGCUCCCUCGCCGCUUCCUAAGGAAGCUUUCUUCUGUUCAGAUCCUCCAAAAGACCUCUCUAAAGGCGGUGGCUGGAACCUCCAAGCCCAACCCCCGUCAGCACCAGCAGUAUACGGUGUCUUCUCCGCCCCCUUUACCAUCGGGUCCUAUUAGCUUGCAGAAUCCGAUGAGAUAUGAGUUUUCCAAGAACAAACCUCUUCCUUUCAUCCCAAUUACUGAAAGCGAGGGCAGCACUUCCAGCCCAGACACCAUGGGACCAACGCGUAUCCCAAAAUCUAUUGGUACAAAGGGCUGUGGUCACGAUGAUACUGUUCACCCCGUCACACCUCGUUUGUUGACCCCUAAGAUGGGGGAGAAAGAGCAUACUAUGCCGGUACCAGUACGGCCCGUGGAUCCUCUCCCUAAUAGAGCAGGUCGGCAAAUUACAAAUCUUCCAAGGUCCCGUACAAUGGGCAUGUUAUCAAACCUUACUUCAACUUUCUCGCUCUCCAAUAUGAGCUCGAGUUGCAGCAAAGGUCACGACUGUUUGCCGUCCAUUAUACAACCUACCUCUUCUACACCUUCAAGUAUCCGCCUACCUAAGGUCAAGGCCUUUGCUAGCACCAACAAUCUCAUCCCCCUUACAACAGCAGUCGCUAGUAUUACUACUCCAACUGCGCUUGCUGGGACAAGCUGCGAACCUUCACUAGCAGCUACGACCCCACGAAACCCAAAUGAACACCACCAAGCAAUGCCACCCUCAUAUUGGGCAGGCCGCUUGCAGGGUAUACACGACAGACUUGGCAAUGAGAUGCUACAAGAGACGAUCGACAACUUUCGCGACAAGGUGUCCCUGACAGCUCCCAAAUGUCUUCAAGAGGAGUUGGAUAAUCGCUAUCGCCAGGCAUUCAAGGAGUUGCAAGAGCUAUGUAUCACCAAAGAAGCCAAGAAGAGUUUGUACGACUUUCAGCAAGCCUAUGCUAGAAGGCUGAAUAUGCCCCUCCUACUACAUAUCGGUGGCCACAUGAAGGAUGGAUGGAAAGUUAAAAAGGAAGCUCAAAAAGGAGGCUCAAAAAGGAGCUCAAAUGAAUGCUCACAAGCUUCAUUACAAAGACUGUCCAAGGCAUGGAAGUAA